AUGGAGAACGACCGCGGUGAAAUUGUCGACCUGUACGUCCCUCGCAAGUGCUCUGCGACGGGUCGCAUCAUCCGUGCGAAGGACCACGGAUCGUGCCAGAUUACCGUAGCGAAGGUCGACGAGAACGGUCGCGCCAUCCAGGGUGAGAACAUCAUCUACGCGCUGUCCGGCUUUGUCCGCGCCAUGGGUGAGAGCGACGACGCCCUCAACCGCCUGGCCCAGCGCGACGGCCUCCUCAAGAACGUCUGGAGCGCCCAACGGUAG
Molecule: messenger RNA, 264 nt
Organism: Dichotomopilus funicola
Lineage: Eukaryota; Fungi; Ascomycota; Sordariomycetes; Sordariales; Chaetomiaceae
Product: ribosomal protein S21e
Exons: 2
Coding region: 1-264 (87 amino acids)
Biological process (GO): translation; endonucleolytic cleavage in ITS1 to separate SSU-rRNA from 5.8S rRNA and LSU-rRNA from tricistronic rRNA transcript (SSU-rRNA, 5.8S rRNA, LSU-rRNA); endonucleolytic cleavage to generate mature 3'-end of SSU-rRNA from (SSU-rRNA, 5.8S rRNA, LSU-rRNA)
Cellular component (GO): cytosolic small ribosomal subunit; ribosome
Molecular function (GO): structural constituent of ribosome
Source: RefSeq, a predicted model, not a curated record